Messenger RNA from Fundulus heteroclitus (mummichog), 1073 nucleotides. RefSeq lists its product as uncharacterized. The coding region runs from base 81 to 692 and encodes 203 amino acids. The record is from RefSeq and is a predicted model, not a curated record. The transcript is spliced from 2 exons. Lineage: Eukaryota; Metazoa; Chordata; Actinopteri; Cyprinodontiformes; Fundulidae.
CAGGUCACAACAUUUCUUUUCACUUCUUUCUCACUUUCUUUUUGUCGCAGGAUCCUGGACAGGACGGGGGGGGAGGCCACAUGGAUUGGUGGACUUCAUUAGCAGCGAGCAUCGCCUUACUCUGGAUAUUCUGUUUCAUAGACGGUAACGCCGUGCUUGAGCUGCGGCUGCUCUUCCAUGCUCUCACCAAAGCCGCUUGCCACCUGUACCUGGCCCUGCUCCCGCUGCGGCGGGCCGCCACCCACUUCGCCGACUGCGCGCGCUACCUUCUCGGUCAUGUCCAGCAGAGUCCGUCCCUCCAGCACGGGUUCCUCCACAUGGGCCAGCAGCAGCAUCAGCAGCAGCAGCAGCAGCCGCUGGCCAGGAAAGGCACGCUGCACUUCCUGGAGGGCAUGUGCGUGGUGUGCGAGACGGUGCCCAACCUGAUGGGCGCGGCGCUCAGCGUGGGCGCCGCCUUCUGCCACAUGCUGCAGGGAGGCUUCUACCUCCUGGCGGCGACGCUGCGCACCAUCCAGAUCAACCUGUUCUCCCAGAUGAACGGCGAGAAGGAGAGGUGGGACAAGGAGCGCGUCCGGGUCAAGGAGAGCGAGAAGAAGAUGAACUCCAAAGUGCUGGAGUACAUCUCGGUGUUCUGUCAGGACCCCGUCAGCGCUUUACGCAUCAAGGUGGACGUGCCACCUGUGUACAGAUAAGCUGCGUCCGCUUUGCUGCCACUUAAGAGGCCUUCUCUGAACUGGUCACAGGUCAAAGGGUACAGGUGAUGGAUCUGAUCCGACAGGAGGCAGGCCUUUGACCGCCGGUUUUAACCUGAUGUUGAAGUCAGCCAUCUUACUUGGAUGCGGAAGAGGACCGCUGCUUAUGGUGCGUUUUGGUAUACCCCUUGUUGUUUUUUUGCAUUUGCUGAAAUGUGAAUAAAUUGAAAUAAACGUCUCAAACUAAUCAGAGUUGAGAUCUUCACUUAAAGCCCAACUUUCCUAUAAAAAUAAAUAAAUACACAUUUUACAUUUGUUUUGGUAUUUUGUUGUGAAGGUUGUUUAAUAAAGAUGACUACUACAGCUUCUGGUGACGUCGUA